This is a messenger RNA of Saprolegnia parasitica CBS 223.65, 321 nucleotides long. RefSeq lists its product as hypothetical. The coding region runs from base 1 to 321 and encodes 106 amino acids. The transcript has a single exon. NCBI's taxonomy places the organism in Eukaryota, Oomycota, Saprolegniomycetes, Saprolegniales, Saprolegniaceae. The record is from RefSeq and is a predicted model, not a curated record.
AUGGCUGAGUGCAACAUGAACACCCACUUCUGCGUCAAGAACAUCAAUGGGACAUCGGGACCGCGGUACGCCAAGUCGAGCUCCAAGACCGAGAGCUCGUGGCUGGAGAUGUGGCGCCAAGCGACCGGGUCGAACCGACGGACUUGUUGCAUCAACGGCUGCGCGAGAGAGGAUCUGGUUGGCGCUCACGUCAUGAUCACGGACCGACGCUCGGACAACACUUGGUACCUCGCCCCCUUGUGCAAGGGACACAACCACUGCUCCAACACAAAUGGGAUGUGGAUCGCUCGAAACGUCACCCUCAUCCCAGUCUCAAAUUGA